AUGGCUGAGCAGGCCACCAAGUCGGUGCUGUUCGUGUGUCUGGCCGGUGGUGGGGCCGUGGGACAGUGGGCGGGUGGGGCCGAGCCCCUGACUCUCCCCGUUGCACCCGCAGUCGUCGAGGUCAACAAGAGGGACAUCGUGUUCCUGGUGGACGGCUCCUCGUCGCUGGGCCAGGCCAGCUUCAACGCCAUCCGCGAGUUCCUCUUCAAGGUCAUCCAGAGGCUGGAGGUCGGCCAGGACCUCGUGCAGGUGGCCGUGGCGCAGUACGCGGACACGGUCCGGCCCGAGUUCUACUUCAACAGCUACCCCGGCCGCAGGGAGGUACAGGCGGCCGUGCGCAGGAUGAAGCCCAUGGACGGCGCCGCCCACUACACAGGCUCCUCGCUUGACUUCGUCCGCGAGCGCCUCUUCUCCAACGCCGCGGGCCACCGGGCCUCCGAGGGCGUCCCCAAGCUGCUGGUGCUGGUCACGGGCGGGCGCUCGCUGGACGCCGUCAGCCGGCCGGCCCAGGAGCUCAGGCGCGCCGGCGUCAUGGCCUUCGCCGUGGGCAGCCAGGCAGCCGACGAGGCCGAGCUGCGGGAGGUGGCCUUUGACGCCUCCCUGGUGUUCACGCCCGCCUCUCCUGCACUGUCCUCCCUGGUCCGCACCGCCCCCCUGCACGCCCUGCUGCCCAGCCUGCUGGCCCCGCUCAGGACCCUCUCCGGGACCUCGGAAGCUCACGCCAACCGGAGGGAUAUCGUCUUCCUCCUGGACGGGUCCCUGGACGUGGGCGAGACCAACUUCCCUUACGUGCGGGACUUUGUGUCCAGCGUGGUCCGCGGCCUGGACGUCGGGCGCGACGGCAUCCGCGUGGGGCUAGUGCAGUUUAGCGACACUCCGGUGACCGAGUUCAGCCUAGACACUUUCCACGCCAAGGCGGACGUGCUGGCUCGCCUGGGGCAGCUGCGGCUGCAGGGGGGUGCGGGCCGGAACACGGGGGCCGCCCUCGGCCACGCGCUCGCCCGGCUCUUCACCCCCGCGGGCGGCAGCCGCAUCGCCGACCACGUGCCGCAGCUGCUGCUCCUGCUGGCGGCCGGGCUGGCCCACAACGCCUACCUGCUGGCCGCCCGCAGCCUGGCCCGCGCGGGCGUGCUCACCCUGUGCGUGGGCGCCAGCGCGGCCAGCCGGGCCGAGCUGGAGCAGAUCGCCUUUAACGCGGGCCUGGUGUACCUCAUGGACGAGCUCAGCUCCCUGUCCACCCUGCCAGCCCAGCUCGUCCAGCCCCUGAGCACCUACGUGAGUGGGGGCCUGGAGGAGCUGCCGCUCGCCCAGCCAGAGAGCAAGCGGGACGUCUUGUUCCUGCUGGAUGGCUCGGCCAACCUGGUGGGCCAGUUCCCCGCCGUGCGCGACUUCCUCUACAAGGUCGUCGAGGAGCUGGACGUGCGGCCGGGCGGCACGCGGGUGGCCGUGGCACAGUUCAGCGACGACGUGCGGGUGGAGUCGCGCUUCAGCGAGCACCAGCACAAGGCGGAGCUGCUGAGCCUGGUGAAGCGCAUGAAGAUCAAGACGGGGAAGACUCUCAACCUGGGCUACGCGCUGGACUUCGCCCAGCGGCAGCUGUUCGUGAAGGCGGCCAGCAGCCGCGUGGACAAGGGCGUGCUGCAGUUCCUGGUGCUGCUGGUGGCCGGCAGGUCCUCGGACGGCGUGGCCGGCCCGGCCCAGGCCCUGCGCCAGAGUGGCGUGGUGCCCUUCAUCCUGCAGGCCAAGAGCGCCGAGCUGGCCGAGCUGGAGCUCGUCGUGCCCUCCCGCGCCUUCAUCCUGGUCACCGAGUCGCUCCCCAAGAUCGGGGACCUGCAGCCUCAGAUUGUGAACCUCCUAAAGACGGUGCAGAACGUCUCCAGGGCGCGGUCACCCGGCCCCUCCCUCCCAGUGUCCAGCGAGAAGGACGUGGUGUUCCUCCUGGACGGCUCCGAGAGCGUGCGCGACGGCUUCCCGCUGCUGCAGGCCUUCGUGCAGAGCGUGGUGGAGAGCCUGGACGUGGGCCCCGACCGCGUGCGCGUGGCGCUGGUGCAGUACAGCGACCGGCCCCGGCCCGAGUUCUACCUCAACUCCCACCCGGACAGGCAGAGCGUGGUCAGCGCCGUGCGCCAGCUGAGCCUGCUGGGGGGGCCCAGCCCCAACACCGGGGCCGCCCUGGACUUCAUGCUGCGGAACAUGCUGGUGGAGUCCGCGGGGAGCCGCAUCGCCGACGGUGUCCCCCAGCUCCUGGUGGUCCUCACGGCCGACAGGUCGGGCGACGACGUCCAGGGCCCCGUGGCCGCCCUGAAGAGCGGGGGGGGGGGGGCCGUGCCCAUCGGCAUCGGCAUCGGCAACGCCGACAUCAGCAAGAUGCAGACCAUCUCCCUCCUGCCCGACUUCGCCGUGGCCAUCCCCGACUUCUGGCAGCUGGACACCGUCCAGCAGGUGCUGUCCGAGCAGGUGGUGCAGCUGAGCCGGGACGAGGUCGCCCGGAUACGGGAGUCGGUGCUUCCAGGUGUGGGCAGCAAGAGGGACAUCGUCUUCCUCAUCGACGGCUCCCAGGCCGCGGGCCCCGAGUUCCAGCACGUCCGCACCUUCCUCGAGAGGCUGGUGGGCUUCCUGGAUGUGGGCUUGGACACGACGAGCGUGUCGGUUGUCCAGUUCAGCGAGGACCCCCGGGUAGAGUUUCUGCUGAACACGCACUCGAGCAAGGAGGAGGUGCUGGGCGCCGUGAAGGCGCUGCGGCCCAAGGGCGGCCGGCAGGUGCACUUGGGCGGCGCCCUGGAGUUCGUGGCCAAGAACAUCUUCAGGCGGCCCCUGGGCAGCCGAAUCGAGGAGGGCGUCCCCCAGUUCCUGGUGCUCAUCUCCUCGGGGAGGUCCAGCGACAAGGUGGACGAGCCAGCGGCUGAGCUCAAGCGGGUGGGCGUGGCCCCGGUCACCGUGGCCAGGAACGCUGACCGAGAGGAGCUGCUCAAGAUCUCCCUGAGCCCCGAGUACGUGUUCUCCCUGAGCACCUUCAGGGAGCUGCCCAGCCUGGAGCAGAAGCUGCUCACGCCCAUCACCACGCUGACGGCCCGGCAGAUCCAGCAGCUGCUGGACGCCGCGCCCUACCCGCCCCCAGACCUGCCCAGCGACGUGGCCGACAUCGUCUUCCUGAUCGACAGCUCGGACGGCGUGAAGCCCAACGGCCUGGCCCACAUCCGGGACUUCGUGGGCAGGAUCGUGCGGAAGCUCAGCAUCGGGCCCAGGCGCGUGAGGGUGGGGGUGGUGCAGUUCAGCAACGAGGUGUACCCCGAGUUCUACCUGAAGACCUGCAAGUCGCAGGGCCCCGUGCUGGACGCCAUCCACCGCCUGCGCCUCAAGGGCGGCUUCCCCCUCAACACCGGCAAGGCGCUGGAGUUCGUGGCCAGGAACUUCUUUGUCAAGUCGGCUGGGAGCCGCAUCGAGGAUGGGGUGCCCCAGCACCUGGUGCUCUUCCUGGGCGGCAGGUCCCAGGAUGACGUGUCUAGGUUCUCGCAGGUCAUCAGGAACUCGGGCAUCACGAGCUUGGGCAUCGGGGACCGGAACAGCGACAGGACCGAGAUGCAGGUCAUCGCCAACAGCCCGGGCCAGGUGCUCACCGUGCGGGAGUUCAGGGAGCUGCCCCGGGUGGAGGACAAGGUGAUGGGCUCCUUCGGCUCGCCCAGGGUCACGCCUGCGCCUCCCGACGUGGACGCGUCCUCCCCGUCACGGCCAGAGAAGAAGAAUGCAGACAUCGUGUUCCUGCUGGACGGGUCCAUCAACUUCCGGAGGGACAGCUUCCAGGAGGUGCUGACCUUCGUGUCGGGGAUCAUGGACACGCUCUACGAGGAGGGCGACUCCAUCCAGGUGGGCCUGGUGCAGUACAGCUCAGACCCCACGGACGAGUUCUUCCUGCGGGAGUUCUCCAGCAAGCAGCAGGUCCUGGACGCCAUCGGCAAGGUGGUGUACAAGGGCAGGCGCCACGCCAACACCAAGGUGGGAGUCCAGCACCUGCAGCUGCACCACUUCGUGCCUGAGGCGGGCAGCCGGCUGGACCAGAGGGUCCCGCAGAUCGCCUUCGUCGUCAUGGGCUGGAAGUCGGUGGAGGACGCGCAGCAGGCCAGCCUGGCGCUCACGCAGCAGGGCGUGAAGGUGUUCUCGGUGGGCGUGAGGGACGCCGAUUCCCAGGAGGUGGGCAGGGUCGCGUCCAACAGCGCCACGGCCUUCCGAGUGGGCUCCGUCCAGGAGCUGUCGGGGCUCAGCGAGCAGGAGCCACGUCGUCACACCCAGUGCCCCCAACAGUGGGCGCGCGGGUUCCUGGCCCAGUUCUGGGGUCCCACGUCCAGGAGGGAGAUGGAUAUCACGACCAGCUUGCCGCCCUUGCAGUCUGCCCCCUGGACCCAUGGCUGCACGGCCUCUUGCAUGCGCCCGCUCAGCCUCGCUGGGCUUCUAGAAGCUUCUCUCCCCACGGCCUCCCUCCCUCCCUCUCGCUUUCCUCCCACCGCCCACGCCGCCUUGUCACAGCAGAUGCAGCUUGACAGAAGCCAGUGGGAUAAGGUGCUGUGGCACCUUCCCGGGCCGGGCAGAACCGGUUUCGGGGUCUCUCCUGUGUUAUUCCCGCGGCCCGCAUGGAUCAAAGCAGGUGCCUGGUCUGUCCACGAGCCCCUCGCUCAGGUGUGGCCCCUGGAAAGAAUCCAGUAGACAAAGUGGACGUAGAGUCAGGGCCACGUCCACGCGGGCUCUGGCCGGCUUCGUGGCACACGCCCCGUGGCCGCAUGGAAAGCCUGAGGCCGGGGGUCCAGGCCCACCCGAGACACACAGGCCCUGCAGGCCACAGCCCCCCCCCCGCCUCCGCUGCCAUGCUGCCCUCCUGCUUCAUCACGCCCCACCGCACGCCAGCCCACUGCCACCUGCAGGACGCACUCUGCCUGUGUCCCAGGCGGCCCCUGCCACGCGUGGCCAUGUGUGUGCCGUGCGGCGGGCACACAUGGUCCCCCCGUGUCCGUCUCACUCUGUUCUCUGUGCCCACGCAGCUCACGCCAACCGGAGGGAUAUCGUCUUCCUCCUGGACGGGUCCCUCCGGCCCUCACUGGACGCUGCCCUGUCCCUCGCAGAGAGCAAGCGGGACGUCCUGUUCCUGCUGGACGGCUCGGCCCACCUGGUGGGCCAGCUCCCCGCUGUCGCCGCUUCCUCUACAGUCAUGGAGGAGCUGGACGUGCAAUACUGCUCCCCAUCAGCAUGACCGCCCCCAGGGCAGGAGGACCGGGAGCAGCGACAACAGAACUGGGUCGGUUCCAAUCUUACGGAGCAGCUGUGACGCUCCCUGUACUGUAGCCGUGACGGCAUCUCCGACCAAGUCAGGCCUCUGGGAAUAUUAUCCCUGGAGCAGAGAGUCAUCCAACUCGGCCUUUCGGCUGUUCUCCUCAAGGGUCUCUUUCUUCUUCGUCUCUACCGUCCAGACAAGGCUCUCCGGUAGCCAUCUCGGCUCAUGUUGAUCUCUGGAAAAUAUACAAACGUGUCCUCUGCCCCAAGGUAGUAACGGGUCUGGACCGUUCCAGUUACUAGUCACGGGGUCCUUCCAGAGGACCUCAGGUGUGGGCUGUUGGCCAGGGGAACUUUUCCAAAAUUUGUCCAAAACGCUGAGAGUCCAUACUGAUCCAAGCUAAAAAUGUUUAAAAUUAAAAGAGAAAUUAAAAGAGGAUAAUUUAACAAAUUGUGUCGGGUAGGCUUGCAAUUCACCACCAUCUCCUUCUUUAUUCUUUUUAAUUUUUGUAACGAGUGGACUGAUAGCACAGCAGGUAGAGCGUUUGCCCAGCAUGUGGCCGACCCGGGUUCAAUUCCUCUAUCCCUCUCAGAGACCCCGACAAGCUACCGAGAGUAUCCCGCCUGCACGGCAGAGCCUGGCAAGCUACCUGUGGGCAUAAUCGAUAUGCCAAAAAUAGUAACAACAAAUCUCACAAUGGAGACGUGACUGGUGCCCACUCAAGCAAAUUGAUGAGCAACAGGACGAGAGUGCUACAGUGCUAAUUUUUGUAGCAUAAUUUUGAGGGAGCACUCAACAUAAUUUUGGCACGCUCAACAAUUGCUUGUCCUCGAGGAUUGUAAGGAAUACUGGUAACAUGUUUUACACCAAAGGUUUCACAAAAUUUUGCAAAUGCUUCAUUAACAUAACCAGGAUCAGUAUCUGUCUCAAAUUGGUUGCUUAUUCCGUAAAAGGCAAAUUGAGCUGCCCGUGGACGGAGCUUCGGCCUCUGCCUCCCUGCAGCCUGGCUGACUGUGACUGAGGUCCCACACCGUCCCACACACGGCUGUGCGUGUCCCUGAGGUGCCUGGGGCACAGGUCACUAUUGCUUCCCGAGGCGCCCAAGGCCACGCUCCCGAGCAGUUGCCAGCGUGGCUGGGCUGGGGGCAGCGCCUGCCCACACCCUGUCACUUUCCGGCUGCGGACAGGCCUCACCCCAAGCCGAGUCUUUUGAGGUGUCCUGGUGCGUUUCCCAGUGAGCAGCUGAUUCAGCGCCGUUGCACAGGGGCCUGCCUGGAGGGCCCUGACGGGAGCCUCAGGAAUGGAAUAGCUGUGAGACGUCAUGUUCUGGUCUAGAAGUCUUUUGUCCCUUAAAUGACUGUGUGACGUGGAGACUGACCCGGGCCUCACAUGCGCAAGGCAAGUGUGAUCGAAGCUACACCCACCCCUUCACUGUCACUGUCAUUGUCAUCCCGUUGCUCAUCGAUUUGUUCAAGCGGGCACCAGUAACGUCUCUCAUUGAGAGACUUAUUGUCACUGUCUUUGGCAUAUCCAAUACGCACAGGUAGCUUGCCAGGCUCUGCCGUGCGGGCUCCAUACUUUCGGUAGCUUGCGGGGCUCUCCGAGAGGGGCAGAGGAAUCGAACUCAGGUCGGCCAUGUGAAAGGCGAAUGCCCAACCACUGUGCUAUCGCUCCAGCUCAGCUGGUUUAUUUCAGUCAUUUUCUUACCGAUUUGCAGCAAGUCCUUAUCUCCUGGAGACGUCACUCCUCGUAUCAAGGGUGCUCUCUCUCAGUCUGCCACCAAUGCCGGCCUCUCCACAACAGAGUUUAAAAAUAAACAGGCGCCAAAACGAGAGAGUAAGAGGAAAUGUGCCUGC
Messenger RNA from Sorex araneus (European shrew), 7116 nucleotides. RefSeq names its product collagen alpha-3(VI) chain-like. NCBI's taxonomy places the organism in Eukaryota, Metazoa, Chordata, Mammalia, Eulipotyphla, Soricidae. The record is from RefSeq and is a predicted model, not a curated record.